CCGGAUUCCAGAUUCCAGACUAUCCACUCUACCAACAAUCACCGCUAUUCAACAUCCACGAUCACCACCACCACAUAAUUAUCCUCCCACCCAGCCACCAAACCAAACCAAACAAGACCACAAGAAAUAGCGAAAAGUGAAAGAUAAAAGACUUAAAAAUGUCCCAAACAUUCACCCCCGCCGACGUAUCCACGCACAACAAUCCCGACAAGGGAAUGUACAUCAUCAUCGACAACAGCGUCUACGACGUCACCAAGUUCGUCGAUGAGCAUCCCGGUGGCGCGAAGAUCUUGAAGAGAGUAGCAGGCAAGGAUGCCUCGAAGCAGUUUUGGAAGUAUCACAAUGAGGGCGUGCUGAAGAAGUAUACGCCCAAGUUGAAGAUUGGGGAGGUUAAGGAGGCGGCGAAGUUGUAAAAUUUGGGGAGUCUUUUUUGUGUAUCUGUUUUGUUGGAAUGGGGAUUUUUGCUGUUGAAGUUCGAUCACACAUAUACACUUUAGAUGUCGGGAUGAUGCUGCUGCUGCUGCUGCUGCUGCUCGGAUGGGGAGACUGCUCAUGGUUCAAACAGUCUUAGACCGUCUAUUACUAAUAACAUUAAACAAUAGC
Molecule: messenger RNA, 603 nt
Organism: Aspergillus vadensis CBS 113365
Lineage: Eukaryota; Fungi; Ascomycota; Eurotiomycetes; Eurotiales; Aspergillaceae
Product: cytochrome b5-like heme/steroid binding domain-containing protein
Exons: 2
Coding region: 159-413 (84 amino acids)
Cellular component (GO): membrane; intracellular membrane-bounded organelle
Molecular function (GO): heme binding
Source: RefSeq, a predicted model, not a curated record